This is a messenger RNA of Aspergillus fijiensis CBS 313.89, 2706 nucleotides long. Its product is annotated as mRNA-binding protein PUF3. Gene Ontology annotation, cellular component: cytoplasm. Gene Ontology annotation, biological process: nuclear-transcribed mRNA catabolic process, deadenylation-dependent decay. Gene Ontology annotation, molecular function: mRNA 3'-UTR binding. Bases 1 to 2706 code for a protein of 901 amino acids. NCBI's taxonomy places the organism in Eukaryota, Fungi, Ascomycota, Eurotiomycetes, Eurotiales, Aspergillaceae. The transcript is spliced from 5 exons. The record is from RefSeq and is a predicted model, not a curated record.
AUGAAUUCAAUGAAUUCAGCAAAUGUGGUCAGUGACAGGUCACGAACCUCUCACGCAAGCAUGGGGAAGGGCUUCGGAAGUAGCAACGGAAGCUGGAGCAACAAUAACAUCUGGGGACGAACAUUCGAUGACCAACACAACGCAGAGAAUGCGUUUGAAGGCAAGGCUGGUUCAAGCUCCUUGUUGUCGACAUCGACAUCCGAGUCCGACGGUUGGAACACCAGGCCCAACCUUCCAUGGGGUACGAUCAAUACACCUGGCAGCGCACUGUCGAGGGGCCCGAAUAGCGGUAUGACGACUUCACCCGUUCAGACCCGGACCAAUGAUCGCAGCGCCGCCGCUCUAUCGGACGCAGCCGAAGCAUCUUCAUAUUUUGCCCUGUCAAAGUCAACAGUUAGCGGCUCUUCCGGUAGCACGGCUCACCAACCUUACUUGAAUGGGAGAACUGAAGGCAUAUCUCCUUCCAGUGACGGUAUUUCGCUUGGGAACUUUGGAGGGUUUCGCAAUAAUGAUGGUAGACGGCACGUCAACACAGCUACAUUUACCAGUAGCCCUGUGGGCUCGAGCUUCCCAAUGAAGCCUGGAUUUCCCAACAUUGAGAGCAAUAGAGCGGAGGAAGUGCCUUCGUCAAUGGCCAUGCCAGGUGUUCCUCAAGCUCUGCCCGAUUUCAUGCCCCAGCACGUCAGUCGCAAUUCCUAUGCACAUGUCCCACACAACUCUGCGUCCUUUGCGCCGGCGAGACCGCCACACUCCUCCUACCCAUCAUUCCACUCCGAGUCUCAGGGAUAUGAAGGCAGAUCGGGAUCAGUGGACAUCGGUGCUGGAUUAGGCAAGCUACAGCUCAACGAGAGUAGCAUCGCUGCGCAGACUGCCGGCCGCCCGGGCUUUGUCACUCAUCAAUCAUACGACAAUGCUGUCCAGCGACUUAAUUAUCAGAGCGCCAGUGAUGAUAUUAACUAUCAGCUUGCCACCAAUUACGGGAAUGAGAAUGUGACUGCAGACUUGCCACUUGCUUAUCAGACCGUCAGGUCGCGUGUCGCGGAGGGUCAUCCUUUGUCACCCGUUGAGUAUAAUCGGAUGGAGAGCCCAUUUUACGGACACGAUAAUGGCGCCCAUUACCGAAACUCAUCUGCAAGCCAGCUGCCCGAGAAUCCGGCUGUGGUGUUGAGCCGAAUGCGCGCUGAUCAUGAGCUUGCUCAGCAAUCCGCAAACUCUCUUCAGCGUGCCAACUUCAGUCCCGGUUACGAUAUCAAUGUGAACGGGUAUCCAGCAGUUCAGCGAGUGAAUGGCAUGUCUGGGUUAUACCACCCUGCCGCCCACCUUGGUGCAGCCGCUCUCCUCCAAAGGGGACAACGCGAGGACCUCUCUUCGCAGGUUGCCCGGAGCCCUGUCCUGGAGGAUUUCAGAGCCAACAGCAAGGGGAACAAACGCUAUGACCUGAAGGAUAUAUACGGUCAUAUAGUCGAAUUCAGCGGUGAUCAGCACGGGUCACGUUUCAUCCAGCAGAAACUCGAGACUGCCAACAGUGACGAGAAGGAGCAGGUUUUCCGGGAAAUCCAGUCGAACAGCUUGCAGCUGAUGACGGAUGUUUUUGGGAAUUACGUGGUGCAAAAGCUUUUCGAGCACGGCAACCAGACUCAGAAGAAAGUCCUCGCCAAUCAAAUGAAGGGGCAUAUUCUUUCUCUUUCUACCCAGAUGUAUGGGUGCCGUGUGGUGCAAAAGGCCCUCGAACACAUCUUGACUGAUCAACAAGCUUCCAUGGUCAAAGAGCUUGAGUCGAGUGUUCUCAAGUGUGUACGAGAUCAGAAUGGUAACCAUGUGAUUCAAAAGGCCAUUGAGCGAGUACCGUCCGAAUAUGUGCAGUUCAUCAUCAAUGCCUUCAAGGGUCAGGUGGAGAAACUGUCGGCCCACCCAUACGGAUGCCGCGUCAUUCAGCGCAUGCUGGAGCACUGUGAGCAAGCCGAUCGCGAAUCCAUCCUGGCCGAAUUGCACCCUUGCACCGCCAAACUCAUUUCCGACCAAUUUGGUAACUACGUGAUUCAACAUGUCAUCGAGAAUGGCGAAGAGAAGGAUCGGUCGCGCAUGAUCAAUGUUGUCAUCGGCCAGUUGCUCACUUACUCGAAACACAAGUUUGCCAGUAACGUCGUGGAGAAGAGCAUUGAGUUUGGGGAGCAAUCUCAACGUCGACAGAUCAUCGACACUUUGACCAGUGUCAAUGAUCGGGGUGAUUCCCCCCUUAUCGGCUUGAUGCGUGACCAAUACGGCAACUAUGUCAUCCAGAAAAUUCUUGGUCAACUACAAGACUCGCCCGAGGAGAAAUAUGCCCUUGUGAUGCGCAUCCAGCCGAUGCUUGAUCAGCUGAAGAAGUACAGUUACGGGAAGCAGAUUGUUGCCAUUGAGAAAUUGAUCGUUGGGAUCCACCCUGGUCCCGAGGGGCCCGUCCCUCACACAGCCACCUCGACCACCCCGCCGAACUCGCAUAAAUCCUCUCCCCAGCCGUCGAAGCGUGCAGUCAACGGAGUCGAAAACGGCCGGGUUCCCGUUGGAGCCGCGCCUCCAACACCCCCUCCGACUGAUAGCCAAAGCGGCGCAGAUAGCUCUUCCGAGUUCAAGAAUAUCCCCAAGGCUACGGUGACCUCGCUGGCUGAAUCCGAAUCAGCCGAGGCGGACUCAAGCGCCUCGGUUGAAGUCUCUGGGGCGACAUAG